ACAUAAACCUCAGAAUUCAUUCAUCCUGUUUUGUGCUCAGACUGAAGAGUCUUUUGCAGGCUAUCACACAUACAGUAUCACUGAACAUGGAGUUCUGUUUUGGAUUACUUCACACUCGAGGAUCUAAGACCUCUUCCUCAUGGAUCAGCUUGACCUUUCUAUGCUCAAUGCUGUGCAUAUGGUCUAGUGUAGACUGCUGGUCCUACAUCUACUCAAAUAGCACCAUGAAAUGGGAGAAAGCUCGGACCUGGUGCCAGACGAACUACACAGACCUGGUGGCCAUCCAGAACCAGGAGGAGAUUGAAUAUCUCAAAUUGUGGCUUCCCAAGAAACCCUCCCACUAUUGGAUCGGCAUCCGCAAGGUCAAUAAUGUGUGGACCUGGGUAGGGACCAACAAGGCUCUGACAGAAGAAGCAACCAACUGGGACAAGGGGGAACCCAACAAUGGACAGAAUGGGAAGGUUCCUGGGUUAAAUGAGGACUGUGUGGAGAUGUACAUCAAAAGGGAUAAGGGGCCAGGAAAGUGGAACGAUGAGAGAUGCUCAAAGUUAAAGACUGCUCUUUGCUACACAGCUGCCUGUAAGAACGACUCGUGUCUUCAUGGAGACUGUGUGGAAACCAUCAACAGCCACAAAUGUGUUUGCCAUGAAGGCUUUUACGGAGAGAAGUGCGAGCAUGUUGUUCUGUGUAACAAAGGCGAGGUGUUCAACCCACAUAAAGGAAAAGUACAUUGCACUCACAAAUAUGAAGACUUCUCGUUCAAUUCCUCGUGCCAGUAUUCCUGCGAGGAAGGAUAUCUGCUGAGUGCACAAAGACCCCAGACAUGCACGGCCUUGGGAAAGUGGUCAGAGCAGCCUCCUACGUGUGAAUUGGUUCAGUGUCAGAAGCUGUCGCCUCCAUCAAGAGGAUCAAUGCAGUGCUCUUCUCUGGGCUCCUCCAGCUACAACUCCACGUGUGUGUUCUCUUGUGUUGAAGGCUAUGUUAUUGCUGGAUCUUCCUCCAACACUCUGCAAUGUGAAGGGUCAGGGAAUUGGAAUGACUCUCAGCCUUAUUGUGCUGCUGUUCAGUGUCCUGAUCUCAAGGAGCUAGAGAAUGGGGUUGUCAACUGUGGAGACAAUGCAGAUCUGCCGUUCAGCUACGGAAACACCUGCAGCUUCAGAUGUUCCUCGGGCUACCGCCUGGUGGGGACAAGCAGGGCAACGUGCACGUCUGCAGCAGAGUGGAGUGAGAAGAUGCCUCACUGUGAAGCUAUCACUUGCAAGAUUCCAGAGGGAGAUGCUCACCUGAUCACCAAGUGUAGUCAACCUGUUACUGAUCUGAGGUCAGACUCCACCUGCAGCUUCAAAUGUGAAGAUGGCUUUGAACUGCAGGGAGCAAACACCAUUCAGUGUUCUGAGGACGGACAGUGGAGUACAGCCAUACCUACUUGCAGAGCUGUGAGAUGUCCUUUUCUCAAAGAGCUUGAAAAAGGUGAAAUCAACUGUUCAAACAGUGAGCAAGAGUACAACUCACAUUGCUCCUUCAUCUGCAGCCAAGGUUACUCAUUAGAAGGACAUGACCUGCUGAUCUGUGAUCGCAAUGGCAACUGGACAGGAGAGAAACCCACGUGCCAAGAUAAAGCGCAGAAGACUCCAACGGCUCAGAUUACGGCCAUUGCCUCUGGUGUGGCAGCAGGGGGCACUCUCUUAUCCGGUCUGUCUCUGGCCAUGUGGAUCCUGAGAAAACUGAAGCAGAAAGCAAACAAAUUUGAGUUGAACAGCAACUCUGAGAUAGAGCCUCCCCCACAGACCUACAAAAACAGCAUUGACAGCCUCAUCUGUAGCUUCUUAACCGAGGUUACCUUUGGCUGGACAUAUCAUUACUCAACAACGACCAUGAACUGGACAGCUGCAAGAGAGUGGUGCCAGGAGCGGCACACAGAUAUGGUGGUCAUCCAAAACCAGGAUGAGAACAACUAUCUGGUCAAUAAGCUGCCCAUCAAAAAAAAGUACUAUUGGAUAGGAAUCACUAAACAACACAAGAAUGAAACCUGGACCUGGAUUGGGAAUAACAGCACAUGGAUAGGUAAUGAGUCAUGGGCAGCAAACGAACCCAAUAACGAUCACAGCACAGAGUUUUGUGUGGAGAUCUACGUGAACAACGACGCAAACAGGGGAAAGUGGAAUGAUGAGAAAUGUGCUAAUAAAAAAUAUGCUGCUUGUUACAAAGACCUGAGCAGCAGAGAAGGAGCACAGGCAUGGUCCUACAACAUCAGUUCAAACCGCAGAUGGCUUGAGGCCCGUCAGUGGUGCCAGCAGCACUUCACAGAUAUGGUGUCCAUCAGGAACCAGGAGGAAAAUGACUUCCUCAACAAACGGCUACUAUUUCUGAAAAACUAUUACUGGAUAGGCAUUAAAAAAGAGGAGGGAGAGUGGAUUUGGGCUCAAAACAAAAACAAGGUACCCCAAGAAGCUCAGAAUUGGGCACAAAAUGAGCCAGAUAACGUAGCAGCUAACAACUGUGUGGAGAUAUACAUUAAGAGGGAUACAGACCCAGGGAAGUGGAACAAUGAGCCCUGUCACAGGAGGAAGGGAACCCUCUGCUACGCGGAGUCUUGCACAAAGGAUUCCUGCAAUGCUCAUGCAGACUGUGUUGAGACUAUUGGGAACUACACCUGCAAGUGCCAUCCUGGUUUUACUGGAUCAAGCUGUCAAGAGGCAAUUGCAUGCAAGCCCUUGCUGGACCCAGAGCAUGGUUCUCAUUCGUAUAUCAAUCCCUAUGGGUUUAGUCGUUUCAACUCUUCCUGCCAUUUCCAAUGUGAACUCGGCUUCCAGUUGGUAGGAGUUUCCCGAUUGCUUUGCCAAGCUAGCGGUCAAUGGAACCACCCUGUUCCUCUGUGUCGAGUUAAAAAGUGUCCAGAUCUAGACCACGUGAACAUCAGCUCAGGUAAUAUGAACUGCAGCCAUCCCGUCGCACAUUACAGCUACAACUCCACCUGUGAGGUCAGGUGUGAUGAAGGCUAUGAGCUCAGAGGACAGGACCAGAUACGUUGUGACCAUACUGGCAAAUGGACAGGCAGUGUCCCAGCAUGCACUGUGAAAAAAUGUUCCCCCAUUCGGUUUCCUGUACCGGGCGACAUGUCAUGUGUGGACACUUUGGGGCCGUUCUCUUUUGGCUCAAAGUGUAACUUCACCUGCCAGGAAGGCUACAACCUGACUGGAGACAACACACUCACCUGUCUGGCCUCAGGACAAUGGAGCAAUCCUACACCGACAUGUAAAGUGGUACAGUGCAACAGUCUGAAGGAUUCACCAUAUGCCUCCAUGCAAUGCCAAGACCCUUUAGCAAAAUACAGCUAUGGCUCAAUGUGCACUGUAAAAUGUGUACAAGGAUUUGACAUGGUUGGUGCAAACAUGACAAAAUGUUUAUCACAGGGGAAUUGGAGUCAUGAAGUUCCUUUUUGCCAAGCUAAGAUGUGUCUCACUCGGAGCUCUCCCUCUCAUGGCUUCUUAAACUGCUCUGGUCCACAUGGAGAGUUCAGAUUUGGCUCUCAUUGUACAUCGACUUGCGAGAAAGGAUUUGUCCUGAAUGGGACGGCAGACACUGAGUGCAACUCUCUGGGCAUGUGGAGCAGUAGAAUUCCCCGCUGUCUGGCACAACCAUGCCCCCUUCUGGUCAAAGCUCCACACGGGAGGAUGAAUUGCAGCCAUCCAUACUUACCUUUCAGUUUUGGCUCCCUCUGUGACUUUGAAUGUAAUGAAGGCUUCAGGCUGAAAGGAAAACAAUCUCUGACAUGUAAUACCUCAGGUCACUGGUCUCAGGAUCUCCCCACCUGCCAGCCUGUACAGUGUGGUACCCCUCGUGCCCUGUCUUUGAUCCUCUCAAUGAACUGCUCACAUCCUCUGGGAGAUUACAGCUUUGGCUCCCAGUGUAAUUUCACAUGCAAAGAGGGAUUCUCUCUGAAGGGUACGGAGGUGCUGUUUUGCUCCUCUGGCGGGUUAUGGAAUGACAAUCUACCUCACUGCACAGUGGAUGGUAUGCCAUUGGGGACUGCCCUGCUGACGUACACGGGUGUGGGAGCAGCCUCUGUUGCCGUUCCUCUUCUCCUGAUAGGCCUGGCUUUCUUGAUUAUUAAGCGGUUUAAGAAAAGAGGAGACGCAAUCGUAUCUGAUUCAACACCAUGGGGAGACAGAGAGAAUCCAGCAUUUGAAUUUUGAUUCUUUUUUAUUAUCCUUUAUUGAGACUUUAUUUUUGAUGGAAUUUAUUUUAAGCAACUGCAGAAUGUAUAAUUACCUGCAUCUUAUUGCAUAUCUCUAAUAAUACAAGGAUUACAGUAGGAUUAAGGGCAUAAAAAACAACUAAUCACAGAAGCCUUAUACUUUACAUAAUUAUGCACAUUGUCUAUGCAAACCUUUACCCUUUGUUUAUAAAUAACCCAAUCAAGAUACACAAUUUGUCCAUAAUAUAUUUUUCUAAAAAGAUGCAGAUUUGUGUGCAGCUUUAGCUUUUGCUCUUUGUUGAUUACAUAAUUGUCAAUAAAGUAUCCACAUUUCUUGAA
Molecule: messenger RNA, 4537 nt
Organism: Labrus mixtus (cuckoo wrasse)
Lineage: Eukaryota; Metazoa; Chordata; Actinopteri; Labriformes; Labridae
Product: P-selectin-like
Exons: 23
Coding region: 87-4196 (1369 amino acids)
Biological process (GO): cell adhesion
Cellular component (GO): membrane
Molecular function (GO): calcium ion binding
Source: RefSeq, a predicted model, not a curated record